ACCUAUGCAUUGGGGCCUCUUUUAAUUAAUACAAAAUUGAGGUUACAUCUUUUCAAAUGUUCCUCAAUUAAUAUAUAAGGGAUAUAUAAACUACUAUUUCGUUGGGCUGUGAGAAAAAUAUAAUUUGACAAUGAUAUAAUCAUACAGAAAAAAUAUUGUCAACAGAAAAAUAGUAAAAAGUUUAUGUAUUACAGUUUAAGACCAAUCUUCUGUGAGAUUUCCUCUAACUAACAAAUGAAUGGAUAAAAGGGAUAAAAAAGAAUUUUUAAGUCACUUAAAGUAUUCAUUGUUGAUGAGACAUCCAUAUGUUUUAUGUAUGUAAAACCUAGUAUAAGAUUAAAUAACAUCCACAAAAAUUAUAUUAAGAUAGCACUAAAUAAUUAAGUAGAAAAAUGAACUUAGUUAUUACUAGCACUUCUACACAAAUUAUCAAAAGAAAAACAAAACAAAAAAGCUGCGCAGAAAUAAUAAUGAAGUGUUUUCACACAAUUAAGCCGCAAAUCAUCCAUUCAUUUAAAGUAUUUUAAGACAAAUGACUUAUAUUCUAAUAAAAUUGCAAUGCUGCAUGAGAAGACUCGCGCACAUUCAUGGUAGAUUAUAUACCCUUUAGUGUUUGGAACUUUGGAUGGAAGGGAGAAAUAAAAAAAACAUCUGUUUUUGUGCAUGAGGGACCAGACCCUUGUCCCUAAAUUUUAUAAUAUAUUUUUUCUGACGAUUUUUAUUAAAAAAAUAAUUAUUUAAACGUGAGUAAAACAAAAAUAGAUCAAACGAGACAAAAGAUAGCGGCCCACCAGGGAGGCUUUAUCUUGGCAGUAUUAAAACUGUGACAUGCUGCUUAGAGCAUGUGCAUUGCGGACGCUUAAGGCGUUGCUUAGCCUAAUUUUCAUUAAAAAGAAAAUCAAAAAGACUUGAUAAUAGAAGCGUCGUAGCUUAAUUAAGGUCCAGAAGGAAUGUUGCUUACGGACACGUGUGGGCAAGUGAGUGGAGAGAGAGGAGAGGUGGCUUCGUCACUCUUCGUGAACUCUCCCGUGUGACGAUGGAGCUCGUCUGCGAGAGUUUGGGGUUCAAAGGCAAAGGAAUCUGCAAAGUCCACGGCACAGUCUUCGUCGUCAUAUGCGACCGUGCUCUUCCCGGCGAGCGUUUCCUCGGCUGCGUCACUCGCCGCAAAGGCAGCUACGCCGAGGUGACAAAGAUCAAGACUUUAACUCCACACCGUGACUUAGUAGAAGCUCCGUGUGAGUAUGCUUCCUACUGUGGUGGCUGCAAAGCUCAGAACCUCUCCUACGAAGCUCAGCUUAGAGCUAAAGAUGAACAAGUUCAUGAGCUUAUCACGCAUGUCGGAAGGUUCUCUGAUAACAGUCCUGGUCUCGAAACGGUCUUGAAGGCUAUUGUUCCCUGUGAUAUCCAGUUUUGAUUUGUUCUGUGGAGAGAAACAUGAGGAAGGUUCAUCGAUACUAUUGCAAUAGAGGUUUGUUUUACUAAUUCUUCUGAUGCUGUAGCUUCUGUAGAUUAAUAUAAGUUUGCCAAACAGGUGUGUAAGUGUGGUUAAUGUUAGAUAGAAAAGUGUUAGUGUGAUAAAUGAGUUAGAUAGAAACCAUUGUGUAAGUGUGAUUAAUGAGAUAGAUAGAAACGAAUGUGUAAGUGUGGUUAAUGAGUUAGCUAAAUGUCAAGUCCAUUUGGUUGUGUGUGUGUGAUGAAUGCAUUUCUCUUUUUCUCCUCUAUUAAACUGAAUCCUUCUUUUGUUCCAUCUAUCAAAAGAAGAAGCUCAUCUGUUUAAGUGUAUUUUUAAGGUUUCUUGAGUUGUUUGUUAUAUGUUUCAUGUUCUUCAUUGUUGUCUGUUUCAUGUUUAGUUUAGGAGAAUGAUGUCUUGUUUGUUGUUAUGUGCUCUGUUUCAUGUUUAAGUAAUGAGAAUGAUAACUUGUUUGUUGUUC
Brassica rapa (field mustard) is the source of this 1931-nucleotide messenger RNA. RefSeq lists its product as uncharacterized. Gene Ontology annotation, molecular function: RNA methyltransferase activity. The record is from RefSeq and is a predicted model, not a curated record. Gene Ontology annotation, biological process: RNA processing. NCBI's taxonomy places the organism in Eukaryota, Viridiplantae, Streptophyta, Magnoliopsida, Brassicales, Brassicaceae.